Molecule: messenger RNA, 10191 nt
Organism: Pelobates fuscus (common spadefoot toad)
Lineage: Eukaryota; Metazoa; Chordata; Amphibia; Anura; Pelobatidae
Gene: CPLANE1
Product: ciliogenesis and planar polarity effector complex subunit 1
Exons: 52
Coding region: 44-9628 (3194 amino acids)
Biological process (GO): cilium assembly
Cellular component (GO): ciliary transition zone
Molecular function (GO): protein binding
Source: RefSeq, a predicted model, not a curated record
UGUCUUGCAGAAUUUUGUAAUGUUUGCUAAAGUUUAAUCAACCAUGGACAUCUCUCUUGAAGUUCUUCUAUCUACAAACAUAAAAAGGAAAACACCUUGCGCAAAGAUCUGUUGGCUAGGACAGGAAAAGGAAUCUGUUUUCCUUGUGGAUGAAAAGCAGCUCAAUGAGAUAAAGCUACACUCUGGUAGUGUGAAGAAGACCACCUCACGUCUGCAAGCAGUGCUUAAUAAGAAGAGCGUUGUGACCCUUGCUUCAUCUCUCAACGGAGCCUGGUUGGCAGGCUUACAUUUAUCGGGGGAAUUAUUCUUGUGGAAUAAGGAUUUUGACUGUUUGCAAACUGUGCCAGCCACUAAUGCAAUCUCACAAAUCCUCACAGAAGCCCAAGUGCACUCAUUGAAGCUGUACCUGUGUGUGUCUGAAGAUGGCAGCAGAGUUAUCUUGGCGACUCACACAGGUUGUGUCUUUUUGUGGGAACUUACUGAGAAAAGAACGUGUUUACUCCCUUCUAAAAGGCAUGUAGUGGCAGGAAGAUGGACCCAUAUUGAGUCACAAGAGUCGACUCUGUUACCCAGCAUGGCUGACAAAGAAGCCACAGUCCACAUAGCAUUUGUAAAAAAUGAGGUCCUUGGUGACUGCUGCCUCUGCACGUUUGCAUUUUACUCUGGAGUGCAACUGGUGAUGACAUUUUUGGCUUUACGCUGGUUUGAGAAUGAUCUGAAGUAUAAUAGUUCACUACCGUACAGAAUCCACUGGGCACAGCAGAACUGUUCAUUAUCCAAUCUCGUCCCUCCGUGUGAGCCAGUGAAAUCGAGAGGAGCCCUUAUUGCCAGCUUUUCAUCAGAUGGUUUAGUUCUGGCUUUGGCAAUGAAUCAAAAAGAUCCCUUGGCAACUCAAAUCCUGUUUAUAAACACAAUGAACUUUAUCACUAUCCCAGGACAUCUGAGGGGCUGUAGCAGCAAAGGACAGCACAUUCCAUCAAGGUUUCUGCGCUCAUAUUGGGUAGGUGAUAUGUCCUGGACAGCAGAUAACCUGUUCCUGGCGUGCGUGUUAAAGCGUGGUUCUCUUCUCUUACUGACGCGUUUGGGUGAGUUGCUCACUCUAACAACUUUCGGUUGUUCUGUUGAGUUUGGACCUGCGGAGUUCAUCCCACUUCACCCAUUGAUCACAUACAGGCCUCCUGUUUCAGUUCUGGAGUCUCAUGAUCCCAAUAAUUCAUUGGGUUCAACUACAUCGGUUACUGACACAAUGAGACAGAGGUAUUCUGUGACCUGUCACCCGCGAUUACCUUACCUUAUCGUCUCUGAUGGCUACAUGUUCACUGCACUUCGAUUUGCUAAAGAUUUAUCGUCCUAUAAUUUUAUGAAGUCCCUUUUGCUGGACUCUGCGCAACGGCUGGAAAGUGUACGUCAGAGAUUGCAACUAGUAAAGCCAAAGAAAAGGUUGGGUAAACUGAAGUCACUCACCAGUUUAAAAGCAAGUUUAUUAAAAGACCGCGAGCAACCUCACCCUGGAACACCCACCAUUCCCAGCUUCCUCCAAACAGAGGAGGAAACCCUCAGACCUGAUCAGUCAACGUUACAGGUUGAUGACGAUGCAUCCGAUAAUGAGGAUUUUCCUAGAUUCUGUGAACCUCCUGUUUCUUUUGGAAGAGCAGAAGAGGGACGACUUGAGUUUGCUUCCAUGUUUGACACCAUGCACGCCAGGGACCAGUUUGAGGGACAGAGUGAUUUGCUAAGUGAUUUGCAUAGAAUUCAGAAGACCCUGCUUACAGCUUGGACAGUUGGCAUAACACUGAGAAACCCGAAUCAGAAAGAUAGUUUAUUGCACUACACUGUGUCAUGCCUGACCCAUUUCUUGGCUGUUUUACAGAGUUCCAAAUGUCCUAGUUUAAAGCAUUCUAAGCCAUCUAAAAAGAUGGUGAAGGGCAAUGACUGGAUUGUUUACAUGACUAUCUUCCAGCAGUGCCUGACCAUUCUGCAUUGGGAUGUAGCACCAAAGCGAACAAUUGGGCACAUAAUCAAGCUAACCUCAGAAACUGCCAAAUUGAUUCUUGAACAUCGUCGAGACAUGCCCACCAAAGGGCUUCUUGAAUGUUUUUGUCUGUUCAAGAUGGUAUCUCAGCAUUUGAAUAUGAUUUAUAAUUUGCAUUAUGAAACUUUCUGGCCAACAACUGAUACAAGCAAUAAAGCAUGUCUUGAUUUGCUGAAGAUUCCCAUAUUUGAAGGAUUGAAUGCCAAACUCAAGCAUUGGUCUUUGGACUGUGUUUUUAAACAACACCCUGAGCCUGCGAACCUCCGGCUAAAAUCAGAGAAAAGGCUGGCAGCAUUAUGGAGCAUUCUAUAUAAACAGGCUCUUCGGUAUCAGAUUCGUUUGAGAAAGUGCAACAGCGAUUACAUGUCACAGCAUUUAUCCCCCAAAAUCUACUUGGAGGAAGAAGCCAUUAGAUCAAUGCUAUGUCACAUACAGGCUGAACUGCAGUCUACAGGUGAACACUUGGACCGGAGCCUGCGUCUGAUUCCUGUGACUGGGGAAGAAUAUUUCUUGUUGGGCUCAUACAAGGAGUCUGUGGAAUUCUGGAACAAAUCGUUCUUAGACGUCACAGCGCAAGGAGGAAGGAGAGCUGGCGUACUUCAGAUUCGGUACUGCCUCGCAAUACUUUAUGGUCACCUCUACAAUUACAACCUAAAUGAUGCCCAGGGCAUGUGUGACCAGCUGGUGAGAGCAUUAUUGAGGAGAUCGAAUCUUCUCACUGACCAGGCACAGGAUACCCAAGUGAGAGCUGAUUGUGAGCAAGACCUGCAAGAUGUCUACCCUGAUGCAGCAUUAGCCGUCAUCCAGUCCAUGGCUAGAUUUAUGGCUGCCUAUUUUACUAACCAACCACUGCAUGUGUGUCCUCCACACAAUGUCUGCAUUUUACCUCCUCUUCAUAUUGCUUCAGAUCGAUUUCCCAGAGCUGUCAAACUCCAGCACAGUUUGGUUGCCGGUGCAAUUAGAGACCAGAAUCUUUCUAGCGUCUGGACGGUGGAGUACGCCCUUGACUUGCUUCUUGUUGGUGGAUUGGUACCAGAGGCUGCAUGGCUGGCAAACCAACUAGGAGACUGGAAGAUGUCUGUUUCAAUGGGCGUAGCAUAUAACCUGUACCAAGAGAGCCUUAGUAAUGAAUCUGAAAAGAAAACACCUGCUCUUCCUCCACACCUCACUCCUGCACAUACAUUCCAGGAGAAGUUACAGUUUUUCCUUGGACGACCUCCGGGUUCAGAAACCACCAUCAAGGACCCUGCUGGAGAGAAGCAGUUUACUGAUCCAAUUGAAGAAGAAGAUGCAGACGUGCUGUUUAGUUCAGUGCAGGAGAUGCUGAAGGCAGCUGUCAUGGCUAAUGCAGAAAUUGUUACGGAGACACUUCAUCAGCUGUUGGAUUCUGCCAAGGAGCUAAUAAGGAAGCUAUCUGGUUUAGUUCCAGAUCGGUUAUACCUCCCAGCACCACCGCUGUACUGUCCCCAGCCUACUUCUGUCAGUGAGGAGGAUCCCAGUGACUUUCUUCUGGAAGCCGAGAAGCGCAGUCGCCAGAAGCUGUCCGGUGUCCUCCAGCGAAUUCUUAUCCUGCUGCGUGCUGCUCGCUGCUCCCUACCAGCAGCACAAUGGUACAUCAAGCAGAUAAAGCGAACACGGAAAAUCAUGCAGAAGAUUAGAGCCAAAGCCUCAUUUACACCUUUGAAUCCGCUGCCAGAAACGCUCCUGAAUUACUCUAAUAGCUGCUCAUCAUUUUUUAAACCUGGGGCAACCAGCGACCUUGUUUCUUCUAGUGUUACAGGUAGCUUUCGAGAGCUUUGUGCAUUAUGCUGGAUGCUUCAUGUACGUGAGAGACUGUCUUACACCUGUAGACAAUACCAGAAAGCAAGGGACAAUGGCAAGCUGUUUAAGAGUUCAGAUGAAUGUGAUCCGUGUGUAACGGAGCACUGUUUUGAGGCACUGGAUUGGGCAUGCCGAAUGCUGCCUUUCACCCGAGUUACUAAUUGUGAGGAGCUGAUACAGGACAUCAUCCUGAGUCUGGUUAGCGAGCUGCCUCCGGUGAAGAAGGUGGCAGAAAUCUUGGUGAAAGCCUUCCCCCAUCCUGAUGUUGUUCGUGUGCCAUUAAGGGAGAAGUAUCAUUCUGUUCAGCAGCGUCUCAGGCACUCGGUGAUUAAAGGACCCGAAGGAGAAGAAAUGAUGUCUGUUAUGAUUCACAAUGUGCAGAAUGUGCAUGUUAAAGCCCUCCGACGUGUGCAAAGAAACAUUGGACCCAUGGAGAUGCACUUAUGGGAGUGUGCUCUUGGAGAGACUUGUGAUGAAGAAACGUUAUGCUAUGACAAAUAUUCUCUGGGUACCAGUCUAAGCAGGAGCACCUUGACUGAUUUUGGAAGGUCCCAAGUUUAUAGCGAAUUGGACACGUUAUCUGAAGCUUUGAUGUCUAAAGACACAAAUGAGAGAACAGGUGAAGAAUAUGUGCAUAAUCUGAAUGCAAGGACUUCAGUAAAUGACCCUGCUGGUCAAAAGCCUGAUGUAUCAAUUGAAAAUCAACAUGCCCUGCCCACCGUUGGUACCUGGGAGUUUGAGAGAGACGAUGAAGAAUACACCAGUUUUUUGGAAAUAUUCCUGAGUUACCUGCUGGAGAAAGAUCUAGUGCAUUACAACGAGCCCGGAAUUCCCUUCCUGACCACGUUCUCCCAUCAUCUUCGAGAACAGGAACUGAAUUCUCUUGUGUUUGAUGUUCACACAACUCUGAAACGUAAACUGGGCAAAGCCAGGAUCCAGAGUGUAUUCCGAGCUGGUUCUUGUUACAACCUUAAUUCUGAUCCCUGCUGUGAUUGCUCUCUUUUGAUGGAGACAUUACAUCAAAGCCAAGUCCCAGCUGAUUUGAAUCCUAAUGUAGCUUUGACUGUUGUCAUCAAAAGGCCAGAGGUUUCCACUUACAAAUCUCUUUUCAAAAGUAAAACUGGAAAUGUGUCCAAAAGUGGACUUUUUGGUUUAAAAGAUCAGAAAGCAAAGAAACAAAAUGAUGAUGAUGGCAAUCUGUCUGCUAAGAAAAACCUGCUGUGUACACACGAUCAGUACAAGUACAAGGUAAUUCAGACCAGGAGCUGUUUGCCAAGUGAAGAGCUUGGGAUUGAACUGCAGGCAAAGUUUAGCAAUGAAGCAAAGCUGGUUGAGUGGAUGGUCAGGUGGUCAGACAAGAGACUCUUCUGGACAGCAGGCAAAAUGGAACCAUGCCAGCCACAGAGCACAGCAAUACGGGUCAAAACCUCGUCAGCUGCUAUUCUUACAUCAAUCUGGCUUUUAGAAAAACCCUACAUCGGAAGUGUACAAAGUGAAAACGCAUGCAAGCUUCCAUUGAGGGAAUACAUUGUAGCUCCCGUUUCCCAGCCACAGAUGAAGCAUGUUUUGCAGAGAAUGGGCAGAAUGGAUGCUGGCGAUGCAGGAUCAGAGAGUGGAACACUCACAGACAUAACAGAACAUACACAACCAGAUGAAAACCUGUCUGCAGGAGAUUAUUCUGUGUCCAUCAAAGAAAUGACUGCAGAUUAUUCUGCUAUACCACAAGCUAUUGCUGAUCCCAGCGAGAAAGUAAAUGUUAAAAUCAGAUCAGACACAGAAGAUGACCAGGAAGAUCAGCUGAACACCGAAAUAAUUCCCAGCAUCUCCGUCAGUAUAAGAUCUUUAUCUCAGCGGAUAUCGAAACAGGCCACCAAAUCUUCUCCAAACACACCAGAUCCUGGAGAAGCAGAGAUUCUGGAAACAGCCAUUGUUGACAAGAAUGUUGACCCAGACAUCGUUGAUUGUGACAUGCCUUCUGUGCUCCAGCCUGCAUCCAAUACAGCAAACGUCAUGCCCAGUGGCACCACCAGCACCGGAGCCCAGGAUUCUCAUGGAGAGCCGAGCACUCAACCCGUGAACACCUCUGAAGCUGUUAGACAGUUAUUCCAAGAUGAAAUGUUUCGGCUCCUGCAGCUUCAGCAGAUAAACUUCAUGAGCAUAAUGCAGGUUGUAGGAUCUUCGUUUGCUGCUCUGCCUAACUUGCAGCAUAUUCUCCAACAAUCCUCUCACACUGGGAGAAACCAAUUGGUAAAUGUUCCUCUGCAGGAGCAUGCAGCCUUUCCAUUCCAGUCUCCAAUCCCUAUGGACAGUGUGCGCAGCCAGGCUCCCCCAAACGCCGAAAUCCUACCGAACACUGGAGCUUGUACUGAGAAACCAAUCCAAGGAACUACCAACAGUGCUGCUCCCACGGAACAAAAUGCUUUGCAUGAUGAGAGCAACAAGGAAAACGUAUCACAGAAGCUUCCUCAAUUGAGUAUUAUUGUAAACCAUGGAACGAAGAAGGAAACUAUUCCAGGAAAUCUGGGAUUACUUGAUGCAGGUCCUAGCCCAAGCUUGCCGUUUAUAGUGGGUCCUAAUGUUCCUGUUAUUUCAGCACAAAUGUCUGCUUCCAGUGGAUUCCCACUGCUUAAACUGCACCCCCAGCCUAACAUCAUGCCUCUGAAUAUAAUUCCAAGAUACUUUUCCCAAGAUUUUGCAUCAUCUAAAGGUCCUCUUCCACCCAGGGAAGCCUGGGGUCCAUCACAAAUGCAGAAGAUCACCCACAGUUCUCGAAAAGCAAAAUGUACUACUGAUACAAAUGUUACAAAGAAUGACCUCAAACUAUUGAGGAAAGCAGAGGAGAACAUGAAGUGGGCAGAAGCAGUGAGAAUUCCAAAACAUCUAUCUACAGACGAUCAGAGUUUGCCAGCUGCUCAUCCAGUUCACCUUCAGAGAUCAAACAUCCAACAGAGUGGACAAAAGCCCCAAAGCUUAUCACAUGGGCUUUCUUUGGAUAACCCAGCAGGAAUUCCUUUACUCCAUUUGAAUAGAAAGCCCAUUCCUUAUUUCCCAUCACAGAAAGGACCUGAUUCCAGGGCUCCGGAAUCCUUACAGUCUCAGGCCAUGACUCCAACAUUAACUUUGCUUAAAACGCACUUACCUCAGCAGCCACAGAAUUUGCCCAUUGGACCCUCUCCCCGGCUGUUACCACUACAGAACUUGAUUAUGUUUGAAAAAAGCCACACAAACCAAGGCCUCGGUGGUACCUCGGAGAACACAUUACAGCUACUGAAGGCAAACAUUAAACCAUUUGAAGAAGUUGUGAAGAAAGGAGAUGAUGAUCCUUUUAAACAAGUAGUGAACAAAGAAGAUAGUAUUAAACGGCAGAGGAGACGCACUAAACAGAAGGACCGCAAACCAGAGAGGAAAGCUUCUGUUACAUUCCGUCCAGAAGAUUCCAUCAUUUUCUCCAAUAAUUUUGAUGACACUGUGCAAUCCGAGAACAUGGAUAACAAACAGCCUGGAUUGGAAGAAGACUCUGACUUUGUCAUUCCCCUAGGUACAUUUGAGUCUCUAUUGUCAAAGGAGAUUCCAGGGAAUCCGAUUCCAUCUAUAUCUGCAGAGUUACAUUACAUGGCAUCGACUCAGAAGAAAGCCCCUGAAAUACGAGACGCCAGCACAAACACAGAUUCUGAGCGUGACUUUACCGCCUCUCUUGCCACGGCUUCCAAGGAGCGCACAAAGCAGUUUAAGAAUUCAGGGACUACGUCUGUCGAUUUGUCUAAUAGUGCGCUGCCUGCUUCUUAUACCGGUGCAGAAAGCCGACUGGAUGACAUUCCUCCAGAUUCCUUGCCACCAGCGAUGUUCCUGAACCUUGGUUUCCAUGAUAACAAGCCAGAGGACAAAGCAGCUCCAACUUCAAAACCAGACCUUCCACACAAUCAUGUUGGCCAACAAUAUAGAAGCGUGAUUGACACUGAGGAAGAUGUGCCAGGGACCGCAGCUUCCAUAGCCCCUUCAGGGAAGACCUAUGACAGACCAGAAAUUUUGACCGAGAAGACUGAUCACCUUGAUGCUCCAGCAGAUCUUCUCAACAUUGCUGGUUCUGAGACUCAUACUAGACAUCCUGACAAUUAUCAGCCCAGAGGAAGCUUCAUUCCAAACAUCCCCAUGGAGAGACAGAGAUUGGUGGAGAGGAUACCUAGUGAAGCAGACAUGGUCACAUACAAGAUGUUGUCUGAGGAUCCCACGUGUGUUCCAUUCGUUGAUUCCAACAGAAGAGCUUGGCCCAGAAUUCCAAGGGAGAAUCAUGCUAUCUCAAAGUUGCAGGAGAUGGAUUUCCAGUUGGCCGCUCUACAAGAAAUGGCAGACAGCAUGGAGAGAGACUUUGCCAAUACUGAGCUUCUGGUUAAUACAAUUGAAAACCUCACACCUGCAGUGGAUCCUGAUGUAAAAGAUGUUAAAGUCUCUGAAAAAGCACUUGAUGUAAAUAAUGUGAGGAUGGAAUCACUUGCCGAGGAAGAUGAAGAGCUUGCAUUACCAAGCCCAGCUGCGAUCACUUCACGUCCUAUAGUUUCCUUUUCAUCAAGCCGCACCUCCAACAACUCUAGACCUUUAACUGCUCCUGCACACCAUACACACGUGGAUAAAAGCAUCCUGGAUCUGACUGGUCUGAGCGAUUUUGCCGAUAUCCUGAACGAUCUCAUGGAGGGAGGUGUUUCUGCUACAGAACUUGGUUUGACAGAGUCUCAGGCUCGGACACUAUCCAGGGCACGGCCGGAUAAUGUUUCAUCGCGAAGUCCUUCAACGAGGACCCAAAAAGAAAAGAGAGAGCUUCAGCUCUGGAUGAAGAGAAAGCGCAGAGAACGUCUGAUUGAGCACCAGAAAAAGCUUGAGGAACUACGUGAAAUGGAGCAUGAUCCUUUUCAACCCAGGAGCAAUGCAAACACUUCAUUUACCACUAAUGCAAUCCGUCUGAAUCAGAGAGAGAAGGAUGAAAAAGAUAAAAGGCUGCUGUCUCAGCAUCACAGUCACCGUGUAUCAGAUGCAGUGAACCUCAUGCAAGAGAUCUUGUCAGAAACCAAGCAGAUUCCAGCAGCAAGUCCCAAAAUAAAACCCAGUGUAUCUGGAGCAUCUACAUCUGGAACCCCAGGACUACGUUCUUCUCCUAAAGGACGGUCUUCAGCUGGAAAGCGCAGCUUGUCUUCCAAACCAUCGGAGAAACGAAGGUCCCUACUGAAAGGCGGCUUUUCUCCACCAAAGGCUCUUUCUACUCCUCCACAAUCAAAAUUAAGGGGUAACUCAACAUUUGUUCUUCCAAAGAGCUCACUGGAUCCCAGACCAAGGGUUAGAAGAGCCCCCAGCUAUCCUGUCCAUGUGAAAUUUGAUGCAUCUUUACCCGGAGACCGCAUGUCUCAGAUCACUCGUAGGGGACUGCUGUCAGGAAGGAAUAUGGCAAAGGUCCAUAAUCAAAUCUCUCUUAAACAAGCCCCCACACCUACUAAAUCACAGCAUCAAGAUCUAAAGAAAUUAAAUUUUAGGCAUGUAGUUAACCAAACUACAGAGGACUUUGAGACGGAAAGGGACGUGGUGAGCCCAUGGGAGGUGCCUGAUGACAUUAACAAGAUAUUAAACAGCCACCGGAACUCACUGCUUUCUCAGGGCUCAUUAUAUGAAGGCGAUGACAGCUUUCGCAAAUCCAAAAUGGAUAAUUCAUCAGAGAGCACAGGCAGCAUCCUCAGCAAACUAGACUGGACUGCCAUAGAAGACAUGGUAGCCAGUAUUGAAAAGACGUGAGCACAGCUGGAACCAGGGGAACAUCUACUGUGGGAGAGAGUUCCAGCCCAGGUGCAGAAUGGAGAACUCCUAUUGGUUAAUCAUGUAAUAAUUAUAGGGUGUCUUAUGGCUAGUGAGAAUAGGGACUCCCCUAUAGAGGCAUCGGAGUUAACCUUUUAAAAGUUUUGACUCGUCCUGCUGGGUUUAUUUUAUUAUUAUUCAAUCACAUGCACUAGUCUGGGAAACAGAUCUGACCUUGCUGAUGGCUUGAAGCCCUCUAAGCAGUUUUGACUUGACUGUCCUCUGUUAGGCCUGUUCCUUCAGCGUGACUGUUUAAGCUAACCUCCAAAACACAAUGAACAUAGAGUUAUUGAAACAAACAAUCUGCUGAAGCUCACUUAAGGAGAUAUGGCUAACUGAGACCAUUGCUGGCCACAAGGAGGAAAUCUAUGUAAUAUUUAUGUUUAUGGAAUUGUUUUCCAGCUUUUUUUCUUUUCGGACUUCCAAUCAGUCUGCCCUCCUAACUCAGCUUUGCUUGAUGAAAUGUGGAGAAAAAAAAUCACUCCAUUUUUUUUAUUACUGCU